AUGCAAUCGAACGGCCCUGAUUCGUCGGUGCAGCAGCAGGAGCAGAGUAAUCAACGGCCGCAGCAGCAGCAGCAAGCGGCGCAGACUCAGCCGCCGCCGCCGCAGCAGUGGAUGGCGAUGCAGUACCCGGCGGCGGCUAUGGUAAUGCAGCACCAGAUGAUGCCGCCUCAGCAUUACGCGACGCCUCCUCCGCCGCCACCUCAGCACUACAUGGCGUACCACCAGUACCAGCAGCAGCAGCAGCACGUACAACACCUUCAGCAGCAGCAGCAGUUGGGAUCUAGCGGCGAGAAUAAGACCAUCUGGGUCGGUGAUUUACACCAUUGGAUGGACGAGAAUUAUCUCCACACCUGCUUCGCUUCCACUGGCGAGAUUGCCUCCAUCAAGGUUAUUCGGAAUAAGCAGACUCUUUUAUCAGAGGGCUAUGGAUUUGUAGAAUUUUUUUCACAUGCAACAGCUGAGAAAGUUCUACAGACCUAUACUGGCAUUUUAAUGCCCAACACAGAACAGCCCUUCCGUCUGAACUGGGCAACAUUUAGCACGGGCGAUAAGCGUUCAGAUAAUGCUCCUGAUCUUUCCAUUUUUGUAGGAGAUUUAGCUGCAGAUGUUACAGAUAGUUUAUUGCACGAAACUUUUUCUAGUAAAUAUCCGUCUGUUAAAGCUGCAAAAGUUGUCUUUGAUGCCAAUACUGGCCGUUCAAAGGGUUAUGGUUUUGUGAGGUUUGGAGAUGAGAAUGAAAGGUCACAGGCUAUGACUGAAAUGAAUGGUGUUUAUUGUUCGAGCAGACCUAUGCGCAUUGGGGCUGCAACUCCUAGGAAAUCAUCUGGAUAUCAACAACAGUACUCUUCACAAGGGGGAUAUGUUUCAAAUGGUACACCAACCCAAGGGUUCCAAUCUGAUGGAGAUUCUACAAACACAACAAUAUUUGUUGGAGGGCUUGAUCCUAAUGUUACCGAUGAAGAUCUCAGGCAGCCCUUCUCUCAGUAUGGAGAGAUAGUCUCUGUUAAAAUACCUGUUGGAAAAGGAUGUGGUUUUGUACAAUUUGCUAACAGAAAUAAUGCUGAGGAGGCAUUGCCGAAACUGAAUGGCACAGUAAUUGGCAAGCAAACAGUCAGACUUUCAUGGGGCCGCAAUCCGGCAAAUAAGCAGCAGUUUAGAACGGAUUUUGGCAACCAAUGGGCCGGAGCUUACUAUGGAGGACCUGUUUAUGACGGUUAUGGUUAUGCUCUGCCACCACAUCAUGACCCAAGCAUGUAUGCUGCAGCCGCGGCUGCAUAUGGAGCCUAUCCUGUUUAUGGCACCCACCAACAACAAGUAAGCUGA
Molecule: messenger RNA, 1323 nt
Organism: Prunus armeniaca (apricot)
Lineage: Eukaryota; Viridiplantae; Streptophyta; Magnoliopsida; Rosales; Rosaceae
Source: the annotation of a GenBank genome assembly